CAUCAUGUAUACCACAAUCAUCAUCAUCAUAUAUAUCACAAUCAUCAUCAUAUAUACAACCAAUACUAUCACCACUAUCAUCACCAUGUUUACAACCACUGCCACAAUCAUCAUCAUAUGUAGCUCCAGCUACACAAACGUUAUCCAGUUUAACUACGUCUGUAAAGCAACCUGAUUGUUUUUCACCAGCCCCACAGCAUUCAUAUCUUGACUCAUCCCUUGCAACCACACUCCAAAAAACUCUUAAACAAACAAUAGAAUCUGACAAUCAAAAGACUCAGAUCAAUUCUCAAGGUAUCAGCAAACUUGAAAACUCUCCUAGUCCUGUUGCUAUGGCAACAACAGAGUUUCAAGGAACAUAUAUAACCACAACGUUGGGGUCCAAUGAAUCGUCGCCAACUUCACAAAAAGCAGAAGAGUGUGUUUUUGGUUUUAUUUCUGGUUUUGAAGGAGGUUUGUCCUGUGGUCAAAGUAAUGAUCAAGAUGGCUUGACCAUACCAGUCAAUAAGACAUUAGUUAGUGCUUCUCUGGACAAAGAUAUAGAUGGUACAAGGCUGUCAAAAAAUGGGACAAAUAGGAAAGAGAUUGCRUAUGGUAACGAAAGGAAGAAAAAGAAUGAUUCCAGUGGAAUCGCAUGUGAGAAUGCUAAGAAGCAAGAGAAUAAGGAGUCAAGAGAGGUGGUGCAUAUUGAUGAGUGUGGUGCCGAGGAAAGACAUGGACAAAAGAGACCUGCUGGACAGGAUUUAAAGGAGAACAAGCCCAAGAAAUCCAAGCAGUGCAAAAAGAAAUCAAAGUCAAAGUUAUUGCCGAAAAAUUUUGAUGUGGACAAGUUCCUUUCCAAAUUGCAUUACAUCGAGAAGUGAAUAACAAGGACAAUGAUCAAGGAUUUCCUUGAGAAAGUAUUUUUUAAAUGCCUAACAGGGUAAGAAUAGAACAGUUUCUGUAUGAAGCAGAACUCAAAAUAGUGGGGUUCCACUGUACAAGAACGAAAUUCAUGGAAAAAGGUUUUUAACAAAACGUUUUAAGUACUAGUUUUACACUUUUUAUUGUUUGACUUGUGCAAGAUUUCAAGAAAAAAAUAUAUUUUCAAGUG
This is a messenger RNA of Actinia tenebrosa (Australian red waratah sea anemone), 1093 nucleotides long. RefSeq lists its product as uncharacterized. The record is from RefSeq and is a predicted model, not a curated record. NCBI's taxonomy places the organism in Eukaryota, Metazoa, Cnidaria, Anthozoa, Actiniaria, Actiniidae.